AUGCGUAUUCUGCUGUGUCUGGCCGCAUAUCACCGUACAUUUACAGCUCAGCGCAACACAAUACUUACCGCCAUCUCGGCUGCUCAGCCAUCCACCAUCUACCAUACAACACCCACAACUCGCUAUCCUUCUCGUGACUACGCAUCCCUUGAGGCGAAACCGCAACGUUUCAGUUUGCCAUUUCGGCGGCCACCGCCAGAGUCAGAGCUAGACCACCCGAUUUGGGGCUUGGAGUUACUGCUGCUUUCCGCCCUUUCACAUUUCGUGCAUCAGAACUACGUCACCGAAGCACAGAGUACAUCAAGUCACCUCGCCGAUACGGAUUUCUACCAUGUUUACCGGAUGGUUUUUAUGCCCCUCAGCUACACAGGUGUUGCUUUGACCAGCGCAAACGUUUAUCAUCUCGAAACACGAUCGUCGUCAGCUCGGUCCGAUCCGCGCUUCCGAUAA
Messenger RNA from Hypoxylon fragiforme, 450 nucleotides. RefSeq lists its product as uncharacterized. The transcript is spliced from 2 exons. Bases 1 to 450 code for a protein of 149 amino acids. Lineage: Eukaryota; Fungi; Ascomycota; Sordariomycetes; Xylariales; Hypoxylaceae. The record is from RefSeq and is a predicted model, not a curated record.